UACCGAUUCUGCGCCUGCUGGGAUUUCUAUCGGCUUCCGUUCGCUAUUUCUAUACUGUCUUCCUCAUUCUAAAUAGGUCAGGAAGACGUCUAAGGAAAAAGAAACAAUCCUUUGCUAAUAAAAGAAGAUGGAGCAGCCUGCCAACCGGUUUCAAACAAGCGAUCCGAUGUCUGACCUCACACUUGUGGUGCAAGACAAGAAACUCUUCGUUCACAAAACAUUUCUCAUGGUGCAUUCGACUGUGUUCUACAAAGUGUUUAUGGCCCAGAAAGAUUUAAGGAUUCUUCCACUUACAGGAAAGAAAUAUUCUCUAGUGGUUGACCUUCUACAGCAGAUCUACCCUGGAGACGCCGUUAGCUUGUUUAAAGACGACACCCUUCUAGACCUUCUUGAACUAGCCCGUGAGUACGACGUCCAGCAGGUGUUCAACAACUGCAGUCAGUACAUCACCAAACGGCUGGACAGCAAAACAGCUUCUCUGUCUACUCAUCAUGUGCUUUUCUAUCUGGGAAUAGUGGACGGGUACGAACGGUUGCAAUCGCUACGACAAAUGCUCGUGGACAUGGCCAGUCGGGUAUCAGCCACCGAGCUGCGGAGAAGCGACAUGUACUCGGCUGUACCCGCAACAGCCAUGAGAGAUGUCCUGCAGCGGCGUAUUGAGUUAUUUGAGACAGACCCGGAUGUUGCUGAAUGUCUGAAGAGAAAGAAUCUUAAAUGAACCUAAUGUUUAGGUGUGCAGAGAAACUCACCCGUAUGAUUCGGUAUGAUUGUUCAAUGUUUGUGUACAGAAUGCGAAAAUACGAUUUUUGAAUAUGUAGUACGAGUUUUGCUCUCAGAGUUUGUUGUUGGUUUUUGUUUUUUUUUAAUUUUAUUCUGAUCACGGCCCAGUCCUUUUUUCUGUCCACCAUUGUUCUGUCCUGCCAUUUCCAGUGCAUAUGUUGCAUGUCUGCAUUACAAGCAUGCCAUCCUAGAGAGUUGCCAGAAGAGCAUCGUUCACAGGUACCAAAGUUCCAUAUGGCACUAACUAAAGAAAGCAGACCUGUCUAAACUCAUACACAACUGACUUCAAGUACAUUGAGGCCAGCAGUGUAAGGGAAGUAACUAUGCAUGGUGACUAUUUAAUGUCAACAUCUCAACAUCUCAACAUCUCGGUUGAUAGUGUUGCCAUGAGAAGUCCCGGAAAUAUGUAGCGACUGAGAAAGGCGUGUCUGCGAUGCUCAAUCAAACGAUUUUUCUAUAAUUUAUAUUAAAAAAUGCAGGAAAAUAUGAAAAAAGUAGGAAAAUACGACAGAAAUUAUUUUAUUCAUAAUCUGUCAGACUUUUAUUUUCUGUAAAAUAUGGAUAUUUUGGACACAGAAUAUGGAAAUGGUAUUCUGGGAUAUAUUUUGGAAAGAGUAAGAAUGUCUGAGUGUGUAAGUCGGACUAUAUUUAGCCAUGCCAGUGAGUUUUGUGACAUUAGCCAUGACACAUUAAUAAAUCAUAUCACAUGUCACUGAUUAAUGAUUGAAUUACAUCGAGGUGAGUGUAGAAACAGAGUAAUAGAGACUAUUGUUUACAUUAUUAGAGUGUUAACAUUACUAAAAGUUUACAGUAUUGUAGUUUUUGCAUUUUUAUCGUGUUCGUAGUUGUCACCAUAGUAACUACAGUCCUAGCAUUCAACUUUUGACCUCUGAAAGUAUGAGAGAUUUUUUCAAGUGACUUCGGUUCCCCUAAUUUCCCCUCAAGACAGUAAGAGAUACAAAGACAGGAAAAAUAAAGAGAAAUGCAUUUUUUGUGAUCACUUUUACAAAUGAUUUUUAGAUGCAGCUUUUAUUGUUUUAGACAAAUGUGGGCACGCACUCAUUCUAGAGAGAUGUCUUUCAUAUAUGUAUAUAGAUAGAUAUGGCACUUUGGGAUACAUUAUAUAUGUAUAUAUUGUUUUACACAUUACAAAGUGGUUAUUAUUACUAGUGUCCCCUUCUCCUUGAAACCGGUAAUAAAUUUAUU
This is a messenger RNA of Pomacea canaliculata, 1986 nucleotides long. RefSeq lists its product as uncharacterized. The transcript has 2 exons. The coding region runs from base 128 to 718 and encodes 196 amino acids. NCBI's taxonomy places the organism in Eukaryota, Metazoa, Mollusca, Gastropoda, Architaenioglossa, Ampullariidae. Gene Ontology annotation, molecular function: protein binding. The record is from RefSeq and is a predicted model, not a curated record.